This is a messenger RNA of Bursaphelenchus xylophilus (pine wood nematode), 1113 nucleotides long. The record is from the annotation of a GenBank genome assembly. Lineage: Eukaryota; Metazoa; Nematoda; Chromadorea; Rhabditida; Aphelenchoididae.
AUGUUUGGUUUAACGUUCACGGUGAAGUAUGUGAGGCCAAGUCGGCCAAUUUGCUUCUCAAUUGUUGGAUGUGAGUUUUUAAUUUCUUUUGUGAAAAAAAGCUACAUGUUUUUGGGUCACCGAGAGUUCGGGUGGCCAAUAAUUUGCGUCACAGUGCACUGCAGUGCCUAUGUAGCGAUGUCAUCAUAUUUUUUCUGCUAUUACUGGUGCAAUAGGGUAAAUAUUAUAGUUUUUCGGAGAUUUCGUUUCUCAAUUCUGAGCUAUCCCCUUGGUUCUAAUCUUGGGAUUUUUAUUUUUCCGUGUCCCUACUUUUCGGGACGACGACAGUUCGGUCAGCACAAAACCGAUCUAUACGGGGCGGUGGAUACACAUGAGAACGUAAAAAAAGGUUGUAGGAGGUGUCUACGAGUUUUGGCAAAGACACUUCUUUAUCUGCGAAGGCUCGGCGGAGACUUGGCGAAGACUUUCAGUAUGACUUUUUUUUCCAACCUUAGCUAUUGCUAACCUUAUUUUUCUUGACCCUGAGUUAUUGUACCACAUAAAAUGCCGAAAUGUGCGGCACAAAACGAAGAUCUGUAACUUUUAUCUAACUUUAUUGAUUAUUGAUACACGCAAAAUACCUCAAAAUAGCUAUCCAAGGACCCGAUCAUUUAUUAUUUCUACUAACUAAGCCUUCUCCUGGCCUUUCCCAUGUACACAACGACGAACCAGCGCGAUUCAUAGUAUCGUUAACCCGAACUGUCGCUGACCCGAGAAGUUGUACGCGAUUUUUCACAAAAUUGAUAACACAUUUCUUCAGUACUGAGCCUCAUGUCCACCUCAUUCUUUAUUACCGCUCUGGUCAUUAAAUUCCAAGACGAGGUGGAUCAGGACGUCAUCGAUCAAUUUGGCGAUAUUCUAAGUCCUCGUUCUUUUGAGAGUGUUCCAAAUACGACCAACAUCAUCAGGAGAUCAAGCUUAUACAAGAUUGUCGGAUACUACGCCGACACGUUUAUGACGUACAUCGCUGCUUGGUUCGUUGCCGCAGGGCUUUUAUGUGCUUUCAAUUUGUUUGGCAGGAUAUUAUACUCAUGGAAUGUGAACUUGAUACCAAAUCAUAAAUAUUAUCUGUGA